CGAGGGCCAAUAUUAUUUUUGUUGUGUAGACCGCAGCCCUGUAAGCACCUACCUGUAUAGGGUCUGCUGGGAUAUCAAGCUGGGUUUUAAGGCUGGAGUUGGAUCAUAUUUUCCCAUAAAGCUUUAAGUUUGAUUUUUUGCCUGGGACAGAAAAACAGAUAGGAAGCAAGAAACUUGGAAACUCAGGGCUCGUACAGAGAGCGGCCUGCAGCAUGUCUGGAUCUAUACCAUUCUACCAGAAGCAUCAUCGACACUAUGACCGCGGUUACCGUAGAAAGGAGAUGGAGUCUACGUUGAGCCAGUACCAGGCCAGCAGCAGCAGCAGCAGAUACAUGGCUGGUAGCAGCUCCUCUGUCAGCAGUAGGAGCACAGGACUUAAAGUGUCCUCACACUCGGGGCUGGAACAGAGCAGACUGAGUCCUGUACCAUAUAGAGCAAAGCCAACAUACUUGGCUGUGGACAAAGAAAACCAAAUCAUCGGUUAUGUAGUGCCGAUCUUCAGGGGCAGUCAAGAGUUUGCUACAGGACUUUCAGAUACAGAGGAAGCAAGGGUGAGGGACACUGCUGCAUACAUGGCUCGCAGGGAUUUGUUCACCAGUGGCAUGGAGAUGGAGAGGUCGCAGAUCUCCAGGAAGGAGGCCAUGCGCGAGUCAGCUGAGCGCAUCUCUCUGAACAAAAGGCUCCAUGAACACGAGGAACACUUCAAGCGCAUGAACGAAGACAGCCUGAUGCACGCCCCGGAGUUUGUGAUUAAACCUCGCUCCCACACAGUGUGGGAGAAGCAGUGUGUGCGGCUGCACUGCACUGUUACUGGCUGGCCCGAGCCCCGGGUCGUCUGGUACAAAAACAAUGUGCCAAUUGAACCCCUUGCCAACCCUGGCAAGUAUAACCUUGAGAGCAAAUACAGCGUGCAUUCACUGGAGAUCAACAAAUGUGAUUUCGAUGACACGGCGCAGUAUCACGCCUCUGCCAUGAACUCCAGAGGGGAGCUCUCUGCGUUUGCCUCUAUCAUUGUCAAACGGUUCAAAGGGGAAGUUGAUGAGUACCUGCCAUCACCGAGGCAUGGUCCAGUGUCUGAAUAUGGCAUCAACUUCGAGACACACAUCGUCGAUAGGUUUGGUGUGUCAUUUGGAAGAGAGGGGGAGACCAUGAGUCUGGGGUGCACAGUCAUCAUCUACCCUACUCUGCAUCGCUACCAGCCAGAGGUGCAGUGGUACAAAGAUGAUGUUCUGCUGUCUCCAUCCAAAUGGUACAACAUGCACUGGAGCGGUGACAGAGCCACACUGACGCUCACACACCUCAACAAAGAGGAUGAGGGUCUCUACACUCUGCGCGUCACCACCAAGUCUGGAUAUGAAACCUACUCGGCCUAUGUCUUUGUCAGAGAUUCUGAUGCUGAGCUUGAAGGUGCACCAGGUGCUCCCCUGGAUGUUCGCUGUCUGGAUGUCAACAAGGACUACAUUAUAGUCACUUGGAAGCAGCCAGCUGUUGAUGGUGGAAACUCCAUCCUGGGCUACUUUGUGGACAGGUGUGAGGUUGGCACCACUCAUUGGAUCCAGUGCAAUGACACUCCAGUCAAGUUCGCCCGUUUCCCUGUGACCAGUCUCGUGGAGGGUCGCUCUUAUGUUUUCCGCGUGCGCGCCGUCAACAAGAGCGGCAUGAGUCACCCGUCCAGAGUGUCUGAGCCUGUGGCUGCCAUGGACCCAGCAGACCGAGCCCGCAUGAGAGGAACUUCUGCCCCCUGGACCGGACAAAUCAUCGUCACAGAGGAGGAGCCUGCAGAGGGCGUUGUUCCAGGCAGACCCCUUGAGCUACAGGUUACAGAAGCAACCAAGAACUAUGUUGUGCUGAGCUGGAAGCCACCUGGAGAGAAAGGCCUGGAGGGAGUCAUGUACUAUGUGGAAAAGUGUGUCUCAGGCACAGACAGCUGGCAGAGAGUGAACACGGAGAUCCCUGUCAAGUCUCCUCGUUUCGCAUUGUUUGAUCUCGCUGAAGGGAAGUCCUACAGUUUCCGCGUCAGGUGCUGCAACUCUGCUGGUGUCGGUGAACCCUCUAACCCAACUGAGGCCUUCACAGUCGGUGACAAGCUUGAUAUCCCAUCUGCCCCAGGCAAAGUGGUUCCCACGAGAAACACCGACACGUCAGUAGUUGUGUCUUGGGAGGCGUCCCGUGACGCCAAAGAGUUGGUGGGAUACUACAUUGAAGGGAGCAUCGUGGGCAGCCACGUGUGGGAGCCGUGCAACAACAAGCCGGUGAAUGUAACCAGGUUCAUCUGCCACGGGCUGAUGACAGGAGAGAAGUACGUGUUCAGGGUGAGGGCAGUGAACGCAGCAGGGCUCAGUCAGUUCUCACCAGAGUCUGAGCCUGUGGAGGUGAAGGCUGCUAUUGCCUCCCCUGCUCCACCCUUUGGCAUCAGCGUGCUGGAGUGUGUGCGCGAUUCCAUGGUCCUGGCCUGGAAACAGCCGACCUUCAUCGGCGGCGCUGACGUCACCGGCUACUUCGUGGAUUACCGUGAGGUCAUCGAUGGCCUGCCAGGGAAGUGGCACGAGGCCAACAUCAGGGCUAUCAGUGAGAGGGCCUACAGAGUGUCCGACCUGAAGGAGAACAUGAAGUACCAGUUCCAGGUGCGAGCUGCCAACAUGGCAGGUGUUGGGAUCCCGUCACGGCCAAGUAACACUUUCCUGUGUGAGGAGUGGACCAUCGCUGUGCCAGGACCUCCUCAUGACCUGCAGAUCAGAGAGGUGCGAAGUGAUUCUCUGUCAUUGCUAUGGAAACCACCCGUGUACCAGGGCCGCGAUCCAGUCAACGGCUUCUACAUUGACAUCAAGGAAGCUGAAGCCCCCGAGGAGGCAUGGAGAGGAGUCAACAACAAGGCGACGGAGAAGACGUUCAUGAAGAUAAAGAAUCUGGAGGAAGGAGCAGUAUACGUGUUCCGUGUUCGUGCUCAGAAUAAAGCCGGUGUUGGUAAAACCUCUGACGUCACAGAGCCAGUCCCAGCUCUGACCAAACCAGGCACCAAGGAGAUAGUGGUGGAUGUGGAUGACGACGGCGUUAUUUCUCUGAACUUUGAAUGCUGUGACCUGACCCCUGACUCCAAAUUUGUUUGGUCCAAGAAUUAUGAGGAUAUCACAGACGCAUCUCGCUUGACAGUAGAGACAAAGGGAAACAGAUCUAAAGCGGUUUUCAACGCUCCUGCGGAGGAGGACAUUGGCCUGUACUCCUGCUUCGUCACCCACACGGAUGGUGCUUCAUCCAGCUAUGAUCUCUCUGCAGAAGAGCUGAAGAGGCUGCUGGUGGUCAGUCACGAGCACAAAUUUCCCAUUAUUCCCCUGAAGUCAGAGUUGGCCGUGGAGAUGCUGGAGAAAGGCAAAGUUCGCUUCUGGCUGCAGGCGGAGAAGAUUUCAGCCGAUGCCAAAGUCGAAUACGUGUUCAAUGACAACCUUGUCUCUCAGGGGGAGAAAUAUAAGAUGAACUUCGACAAGAGCAGCGGCAUCAUUGAGAUGGUCAUGGAUUCUCUGACCCCGGCGGACGAGGGCACCUUCACUUUCCAGCUAAAAGAUGGGAAAGCGACAAACCAGUCCAGCCUGGUUCUGAUAGGAGACGUUUUCAAGGAGCUACAGAAGGAAUCUGAGUUUCAGAGGAAAGAGUGGUUCAGAAAACAAGGUCCUCACUUUAUCGAGUAUUUGAGUUAUGAGUUGACGCCAGAGUGUUGUGUGGUGCUGAAAUGCAAGGUUGGAAAUGUGAAGAAGGAAACGUCAGCUGUGUGGUACAAAGACGGACGCGAGAUCAAAUCGGACGAGCAUCUGAGCUUCACAGAGGGAGUGUUGAAGCUGGAAAUAGCUCAGUGCGCCUGUCCCGCAGACACAGCAGUCGGAGAGAAAAUCGGGAAAACCUUAAAAAUUUCCAAGAAAGACGCUGGAGUGUAUGAGGUUGUUCUGAAGGACGACAGAGGAAAGGACACGUCCACUUUGAAUUUGACAGAUCAAGGUUUCAAGGAUUUGAUGAAUGUGGUUUUCAGUUUCAUUGCCAAUUCCUCCACCCCACUGAAGAUCACCAGCACAGAAAAGGGCAUCAGACUCUACACCUUUGUCAACUUCUAUACCGAUUUACUCCAAGUGACAUGGCACUACAAGGACUCGGCCAUCUCCUUCUCUGAUCGUAUAAAGAGCGGUGUGGUCGGGGAGCAGCUGUGGCUGCAGAUCAGUGAGCCCACAGAGAAAGACACAGGCAAAUACGCCAUCGAGUUCUACGACGGAAAGGGCGGCCUGAGGAGAACCGUGGAGUUGUCUGGUCAAGCAUUUGAUGAUGCUUUCGCAGAAUUCCAGAGACUCAAAGCUGCAGCUGUUGCAGAGAGAGGUCGUGCUCGAGUCGCAGGAGGGUUGCCUGACGUGGUCACCAUCCAGGAGGGCAAGGCUCUCAAUCUCACCUGCAACAUUUCUGGCGACCCCUCGCCAGAGGUCACCUGGCUAAAGAACGACAGGGAGAUCACAUCAGACGAUCACAUCAUCCUGAAGUUCGAGUCCGGCAAGUUCGCCAGCUUCACCAUCACCGCAGUGAAGACGUUGGACUCCGGGAAAUACAGCAUCCUGGUGAAGAACAAGUACGGCACAGAGAGCGGAGACUUCACCAUAAGUGUCUUCAUCCCUGAUGAGGUGGGCGCCAAGAAAAAAUAGAAGCGGUCCAAAUCUUGUCGUAUAUAUGUAUAAAAUGAAAACACUGGGAGAAAAAAGAGAAGGAAAGGGGCUGGAGGACGUCGUUAGGUGUUUGUGUAGAAUAUAAAAUAUAAAACUUGAGGUGCUAAAACAAAACAGAUCAGAACAAAUGGGUUCAGAGGAAGAAGACGCUAGAGAUUUGGCCCAGAUUUGUGACUUUCUGCUCACUCGAAGCGUUACUGGUGCAAUUUUAGUUUUUUUGUUUGUGUAAAGUUGUAGCAUUCAAAAAAAGAGAGGCCACGUGUUUGCUUUAGAAGAAUAAAUGAAGCUUAAGUUAACAAACGGAAGCCAAAUGGUUUAAGAUAUGUCAUGUUGGAGUCAAAGGGGGGAAAAAAAAUCAUGAAGCCAGUGAUGAAUAUUUAUUGAAAACCAUAUGGUUGUUGUGUUUACAUGUUUUUAUUCUGUUUGCAACAAAUGGUGUUUUGUUUAGUCAAAAACAUGGCGUCAUGACAUCCUGUCUGAUCAUUGUUGCAUAAAUGAAGUGUUAAGUACUCGUGAGAAUCUGGAACAUUAAGCUUAGUGUUUAAAAACAACUUAAAUAAAAUGAGAAUAGGACGGUCACACAGUAAUUUAUCCAAGUGUUUGCUGUUUUAAUUACUAGGUUUCAAUCAGGUGUGGCCGGUUUGUGAAUCAUGCAAAGGUCAGGCAUGCAAAUUUGUGCCGGUUUAAUGUGUUUUUAAGUUAUAGAAAAUCGUUUUCUUUGCUGUGACUGCACAUAAACUGUGUUCAUAAAGGGGUUUAGAAGCAGUGAUUCUCCGAUGGGUCACACAUUUAUUCUCAAGCAAUUGAACAUAUCAGUGUAUCAGUUUACUGUAUAUUGGUGAAGUUGCAUGUUGCAGCUGAAUAUCACCUUACCUCAUCCUUCUUUUCCAAGUGUGUUAAAGAACCUACCUAACCUUCACUUGGCAUCGAAACCAAAAAAACAAUGUUUAUUUUGCUAAUGUAAAACAGGUUGGUCCUAAAUGAGAACAAGUGUAAUUAUUACAUUUUCAAUUCCUGCCAAAUGAAAACAAUUUUACCUACAUUUGACACAUCUUUAGUGUAGUUGUGUCGUUUUUUGUUGAUAUUCCGACAACAACAUAACACAAUUUCUUAGAUCAGCACGAUCGGAUCUAAAAACCAAUGUUGUGCUUUAGGAGAAUAAAUCUGCAGACGUGUUCACAUUUGUUGCAAACCGACUAAAAAUGUGAUCCUUUUCAUGAAUAAUGUGACUUUUCAUUUGCGUCCAUGUUCUGUCCUGUUUUUUUCCUUUGUUUAAUUCACGGCGUCACUUCACUGCGUCCCUGUCUGUAGUGAAAACUGUACGUCUGUCCUCUCCUUGUUCACAUCCCUUCAGUCCUGUGAUAAUGAUUGUGACGCCUCCUUUCUUCAUAAUGAUGAUGUGAAUGAGGACUGUUAAUCCCAAACAGCAGAGAUUAUUGCUUCACUUCCUGUUCCCCUGUUUCUCUAUGACUCUAAUAAAAAACGAGCAUGUACUUCCCCA
Messenger RNA from Solea solea (common sole), 6195 nucleotides. RefSeq names its product myomesin 1b (gene myom1b). Gene Ontology annotation, molecular function: protein binding. The record is from RefSeq and is a predicted model, not a curated record. Bases 213 to 4673 code for a protein of 1486 amino acids. The transcript is spliced from 38 exons. NCBI's taxonomy places the organism in Eukaryota, Metazoa, Chordata, Actinopteri, Pleuronectiformes, Soleidae.